Molecule: messenger RNA, 1140 nt
Organism: Syzygium oleosum
Lineage: Eukaryota; Viridiplantae; Streptophyta; Magnoliopsida; Myrtales; Myrtaceae
Exons: 2
Coding region: 590-997 (135 amino acids)
Source: RefSeq, a predicted model, not a curated record
UAUGUGUUCUGAGCUUGUUAUUACUUGACAUUCUUCUGUUUAUCAUUCUCUAGGCAACGCAAGAACAUGACUGGUGGAAAAGUAGAUCAUGAUUCGUGACGAUGUUACCUUACUUUUAGACAGUGACUGCCUUUCACUGUAUUACUUUUAUUCCAGAGCGCCAUGUACAGCUUUAAGUGAUAAUUGUGAGGGUAAGGAGAUUCACAAAGAAACAUUUAGGACAAUGGGGAAAUAUGCCCACUCUGGAUGGUGAAGCCAAUGAUAAUUUUAUGAGAUAUUACUUGUACUAACCGGCAUAUGCAUCUAAUCAUUGGAAUUAGUUUAACUUAAAAAGCACCAUCCAGUACAUAAGUUUCAUCGUCUUGUUUUAGAGGGACGGCGGAUAUUUUGAUGACCAUGUUUGAUAUGAUGAGUAAUUGUGAAGACAAAAGCCUUUGGACAGAGGGAAAGCGAAGAAGAUCGAAACAAAGCAAACAGGCGAGGAUCACUAUGGACACUUCACCUUGGUUUCCUCUGCUAAUCUUGUCUCUUCCAUGCCUCAACUCAUCAAACUAAUGAAAACAACCAAAGAGAAGGAAGUUGUUGAACAAUGGCGGAGAAGGAAGGAGCCAUCGUGAAGAAGGGCCAAGAGGAGGGACUCAAAAUGGCAAUCUCUCUCCUGCAGAAAUUUGAACUCCCUCUGGGGCUCCUCCCACUGGCCAAUGUGGUGGAGGUUGGGUAUGUGGAGAGCACGGGGUACAUGUGGAUUGUCCAGCAAAAGAAGGUUGAGCAUCAGUUCAAGAUCAUAAGCAAACUGGUGAGCUACGACACCGAGGUCAAGGGCUACAUCGAGAAGGGCAAGAUCAAGAAGCUCAAGGGCGUGAAGGCCAAGGAGCUCAUGCUGUGGCCGCCGGUGUCGGAGAUCACUGCCGACUCGCCGGCUGGGAAGAUCCACUUCAAGAGCCUUGCCGGUAUCACCAAGAGCUUCCCUGUCGAGGCAUUUGCUGCUGGCCAGUGAAUUGAGUGUCGAUGAUAUGGAAGUCAAUGUUUAUUUCUAUUUUGUUGGGUAAAAACAAUUAGAAGCCUCCUAUUAUUGGGUUUAAUACAUGGAGGGUUCUUUUUAUAUAAUUCUUUCCCUAAGGGCGUUGGGUACUUAGGAGU